This is a messenger RNA of Trichomycterus rosablanca, 2265 nucleotides long. RefSeq lists its product as uncharacterized. Gene Ontology annotation, cellular component: plasma membrane. Bases 186 to 1421 code for a protein of 411 amino acids. The transcript is spliced from 2 exons. Gene Ontology annotation, biological process: neuron projection development. The record is from RefSeq and is a predicted model, not a curated record. NCBI's taxonomy places the organism in Eukaryota, Metazoa, Chordata, Actinopteri, Siluriformes, Trichomycteridae.
UGACUGAACACUUCUACAGUGUUUAGUGCACUACAGCUGGAACAAGCACGGAGAGGAGUAGUGAGGGAGGAGGAGAGCGACUCACUGAGGAGAACAGACAGCAGAGUGAGAGUAUAACAGAGGAAAAGCACCUUGAAUCUGAAAUCUACUCUUCUAGAAACCAUCUUGGUUUUGCCAAAGCAGAGAUGGAGUAUGGGCAGGAGCCUCCAAUUAUAUCCUUAUCAAAAAGUUUCACAGACAUAACAAGUGGUCCACCUCAGCGAACAGAACAAGCCUGGUGCCAACAGUACCUUCGCAAAAGUGCCAGCAAUUUUAGUUGCCCACAAAGGCCUGCCUGUAAGGAAGGACCAGUCUUUGGCCAGCCUGGAGGUGAUACUCAAGAAACUGUCAACUGGUGUGGAGUAGCAACACAACCCUGCACUACUAAAGAUUUGCCAGCAAGAAAGACGCCUACACAACAACUGCUUCGAGGAAUACAACCAACCUACACUGUUGAAAGGUGUGCUUCAUGCUCCCCAUCCAUAAACAAAGACUUAAGAAUACAGAACAGGGAGACUUGCUGCCAGUGUCGAGUGACUGAAGAGAACCUGAAAGAUGGCACCAGAAUGGUCUAUGGUAUGCUGUCUCCUGCUCUAGGCUCCAGACUCUGCCUGAAAAGUGCACACAACCUUGCACAGCAAGAGGUGGAUGCAGAAUUUCACACUGGGUGUCACUUUAAAGGUGAGAGCCACCAUUUACCAGCAUGCAGAUGCGGAUUUGUUAAUAGUGCACUGAAAAACACUUGUUCUGUUGUGCCCUGUCCUGGACAUGUAAUAUCACUGCCAGUUUUCACAGGAAGUUCUUGUGCACAUGAAAGAUCACAACUUCACUCAUCUUUGCACUGCUUCCAACCACUAGUUUCCUCUGUCAGUGAGACUCGACUAAACAGCCCUACUGCAGCUCAUUGCUGUGGGAGUGAACCAUGUGGCAAGAACCUCUCUACCUUCAGAUUAGACAACACAAGCCAGUCUGGAUUUUGUCUACGAACAGUAAAAGAUGCUGCCAUCAUGACAUCUAUAAAGGAUUUCAGAGAAGUUGGUGUGCAAACCAUGUCCACAGAUUCCCUUGUUUCAUCAGGUUCUGAAGAAGAGAAUGCUGGGGCUAGAUUAUCAGUUAAGGAGGUGGAGUGGGACGCAGAGGGAAUGACAUGGGAGAUCUAUGGGGCAGCUGUGGACCCAGAGGAGCUUGGCCUGGCCAUUCAGCAUCAUCUGGAACUUCAGAUCAAAGAGACAGCCGCUGCUGCUGCUGCCAUAAAUAAUAUGUCUCUACAAAACGAUGGUGCUUUUAAACAAAAGAACCAGAGACGGAGAAAGAGUGGAAGUGUGGUGCGAUCACUGUGCAAUCCGGCUUGCUGUUUGCAAAGAAGCGCUGUGAAAGACUAAAUGCUGUCAAAUACCUGUAAAUGUAUAUUUCAUAUAGAACAUAUUUAAUUUGCCCACCAGGUAAAAGUAACCAAAUAAAAACACCAGAAUAUAUAUUAGGCAGACUAGCCUAAUCCAGGACAAACAUAAUUACUUAAAGUUCUCUGGGACUUUUAAGGGAUUAUCUGUCCACAGACAGAGUUUAACCAUGAUUCCUAACUUUUACCCUCAGGGAUUAAUACAGGCAACACCUGAACUAAAAUAGCUUUCCCACCUGGUAGUGUGGUACAGUGUAAAAUAGUUUAAUCAGUCAGCUAAGCUCAGUACUGGGUAAUUUGGUUAGUGGUGAACAUGAGUUUUAAAUUGCUCAAUUCUCAAGGGGGUGAUUUGUGAGAGGAUUAAGUUAUCCAGUAAUCAAUCACUUAUUAUGUAACCAUUGUUUAUUACAAAGUGUCUGUCAACAGCAAACAAUAUUUGCCAAUUCUAACAACACGAUUAUUUUGUACUAAAGUGUCCAAACAAAAGGUAUAUUUUGUGUUUAUUUUAAAAUGAUCUACAGACUAUAUGUUGGAUCAGAAAUUUUGUCAGAAAAUGACAGACAACUACACAAAUAUCUAUACUGAACCUGUGCCUAAUCUAGAUCUUUGUCUAAUGUUUUAAUCAUGUUGAUUUUAAGUAAUAGAAGUUAUACUGUCAUAAGCUAGAGCUGAAACUUUAAAAUGCACUGGAUGUGGUGGUAUCUCUCCUGUGAACCGUAUUAAAACGGAUUUUCAGAAUAAUAAUCUGCAAUCAUGAAAUCAUACAUGGAAAUAAAUACUGAUUAAAUCAUAUUUGUAUUAGGUAUGCAAUAACAUAACUACUUAAG